This is a messenger RNA of Rhincodon typus (whale shark), 689 nucleotides long. Its product is annotated as guanine deaminase-like. Gene Ontology annotation, cellular component: cytosol. The coding region runs from base 132 to 689 and encodes 185 amino acids. Gene Ontology annotation, molecular function: guanine deaminase activity; zinc ion binding. Lineage: Eukaryota; Metazoa; Chordata; Chondrichthyes; Orectolobiformes; Rhincodontidae. The record is from RefSeq and is a predicted model, not a curated record. Gene Ontology annotation, biological process: guanine metabolic process. The transcript has 4 exons.
UACUUGUUCCUCAAAAGGAAGGUAUACGCCCACUAAACGAUAUGCACACGCCCAAAGCUUCAAUUUGAGAAAGUGAAAUGGUGUAAUUGGUGCUUUCUGAGUGCUGCAGAGGAAGCCUGUCACUCUACAACAUGACUACCGAAGCUCCCCAACCGCAAGGCGAAAGCCUCCAAGUUUUCAAGGGGACCUUUAUUCAUGCCACUCACACUUCCCCAAUGGAAACUCUAGCCCCCCGUAUCCUGGGAGUAAACGGGAUGGGAAAGAUUGUUUUCAUCGAGACUGUUGAUAAAGAGGAAGAGUUAUUCCAAACAUGGCAUUUCCAGAAAAAGAACAUCAGAGAACUUCAACAAAGGGAAGAAUUCUUUAUUCCAGGGCUAGUUGACACACACAUUCAUGCAUCACAAUAUCCCAACAUGGGAACCUGCCUGGAUCUACCACUUCUUGAAUGGUUGGUUCAGUAUACAUUUCCAGUUGAAUCCAAAUUCAAAGACCCAAAGUUUGCAGAGGAUAUCUACACUAAAGUAGUGAAAAGAACUCUGAGAAACGGCACUACCACCGCAUGUUAUUUCGCAACUAUUCACACCGAAUCAACUCUAAAGCUUUGCAGCAUCAUAAGUAAGAAGUUUUCUGUAAUCACUCAUGGGAUUUGUGUGUCACAGGCUGGGCCGACAUUUAGUGCCCAUCCCUAA